Messenger RNA from Histoplasma capsulatum G186AR, 618 nucleotides. RefSeq lists its product as uncharacterized. Bases 1 to 618 code for a protein of 205 amino acids. The record is from RefSeq and is a predicted model, not a curated record. The transcript is spliced from 3 exons. NCBI's taxonomy places the organism in Eukaryota, Fungi, Ascomycota, Eurotiomycetes, Onygenales, Ajellomycetaceae.
AUGGACCCCUUCACUCCCAAAGGCAUGCUGCUUGCUCCUCAUCCGGCUAUGGCCAGGGGCUCUGGGAAUGAUAUGUUUGACAGGUACCAGGUUAUCCAUUUGAUCGAGCACCGGGUCCGGAAGCAAGCGCAUGAGGGUUGCCGAGAAAGCGACAGCAUGCUAUAUAUCGCUGCCAACACGAAUAUACCUGUGCCGAAAGUCAAUGACACAAAAUUGGAUGCGGAGGACAGCUUCUCUUACAUUGUGAUGGAAUAUACAGAAAAUGAGCUCAACAAUUUUCUGGCUCACAACGCUGAGGGUACCCAAGGCCCUCAUCUACUCCGAAAUGACAAUCACAUAAUCCAUUUUGCUCACGGCGACCUAAGCCCCCGGAAUAUUCUGGUCGAUGAGGGCGGCCGUAUCACCGCAAUCAUCGACUGGGACAUUCUCCGGAUGCGCAUGGACUUCCCAAGGAAGAGGAAGAUGCCGGAUCAUCCAAGGUACUUCCAGUCCAUCUUCCCACCCAAAUAUAAACAAAACUUUUCGGCGCUGGCGUACCUGGCACAUUUUGAGCCCUUAGUUCCUGGUAGCCUACCUCUAAAUCCAUUCCCUACGGUUGGAAGGAUGGAAAUUGGCUAG